AUGGAGGGCUCAAGGCGAAAUAUUGCCGAUGACAGGGGCGAAGGAGCACGCUCCGGUGAUGGUGAUGCCACGAACGGGGCGAGCAGAAACCGAGGCCUGCGGCAAGACCACCCUGAACGCGGCGCGGCAUCCGAGGACGACGACAACGAAGACUCUAAGGCAGACUCCGACGGCAUCCGUCGAGGCCCGCUCUCUUCAGCAAGCGAUAGGCCGAAAGGUCAUGCGACAUCCGACAGAAAGGACGAGUUCCCUCUGAUUUCUGUGCCUCUGGACACAUGGGUUGGGCGGUUCGUGCGCAUCACCACCCCGAGACACAACGGCACAACAGGCCUCGUCCACAGGACAGGCAACGGCUGGGUGAAUCUGCAGACCGCGCUUGGGGACGUUGCCAAGCGCGCGUACGAUCUGGUUGUCAUUCCUGAGGAGAGGGCCAACAUUGGCAGCAUCGGUGGUAUGCUGAAGGCGGACGCAGCUCGCGGCAAAAGAUACAGAGGAGGCCCAAAGGGUGGGGCGGCCGUAGGCAGCAACUCUGGAUCUGGAGACGAAAGGAAGGGUGGUGGUCCGUCUCGUAAUCGCAGCUCGCGCACCACGGCGCGCACUGCUCACUCCAGUUCAGAUUCCAGCGGCCAGGAGGACGAUGACGGGGACGAACAUGGCAACGGCCGCUCCACUCGCCGCAGACGAAGGGCUCCCAUGGAUGACGAUAGCGAUUUUGAGGACGCUGACCAAGGGGACGACGAGGAUGAUGAUGGAGACGACGACCACCGCUAUGACGGUGGGGCUAAGAUGAGAAACGUGUCGAGGGGCGGUGGCAGGGGGUUCCCUGGUGGAGGGAGGAGUCGGACGAUGGCGAAGGGCGGGGGUAGGGAGAAAGGGGACAGGUAUGGAGGGGGAGAACCUGUAAAGUCUUCUGGGAGGAUGUCCAUCACGUUCACACGGCAGGAUGGAGGUGGCGGUGCCAAGCAGAGGGGAAGGGGCGGUGAGUACGACAGGAUGAGGGAGCGUGAGCGGGGCGGCAGGGGGGAAGCACUCAAAGGUGGAGCCGGCAGGGAUCGGGAUGGAAUGAAAGGAGACAGCUUCUUACCGAUCGGCAGGCACAAGGAGAAGGACUCUGAUGUUGGAGGCUCCCGCGCCAAGAGAAGGGACGUGAUUUCCCACUGUUCUGCUGGUGACUCAGAAGACAAAGUGGGAGCGGGCGGCUCCUACAGAGAGCGUGUGGACCGCUCGAGCAACAAGCUCGUUGCCGCGAACAAAAAGGACGAGGAGGUGAUAAAGUCGUCAUGGGUUCACCAGAUGCAGAAGGCGAAAGAGCGGCCGAAUCUGGUGCAUUGGCGCGAUGAACUAGUGGCUAUCACGAAGGACAGCAGCGAGGACUUUGAGGAUGCCACACUUAGCGUGGAGCUCAUGAGGGUGCGGUGCGAUGUGUGCUACCACGAGAAGUCGGAUGGCGACAAAUUUUGCUGGAACGAAAAGUGCUGGAUGUCGCCUGUUUUCUCUGGCUACUGCCACACAGGCGCGAAUGACGAAGUCAUCGCGCCGACCCCUGUACAGCAGAGUGCGGGAUACAUAAAUACGUUCGGGAGGGAGACCCUCAUCGACCCGGCGUUGACCAGCGCCCUGCAGGCACCUGUGAAGUGGUUGGAAACCAAGCGGAAGAGGAAGCUCGAGGCACACGAGGUGUUCUCGGAGGACCCUGCGCUAUACCGCUGGCAAUGCUGGGCUAGCCUAAGCAAGAACCCCAACUCCAAAGACCCCACAUUUGUCGAAGACCCAAGGUUCCGAGCUGCAGGGAGGGGGGACAGUGCUGACAAUGGUCGGAACGUGUCGAGUUCAAAGCCAUCGCCCGAGAGCGGUGGAGAUAUGGUCCGCCACGACGAAGGAGAUGAGAUGCACAUGGACGAGUCUGCCUCUGGCAGAGGUUGGGCAUGACUCGAAGUUGACGCGCUGCACAACUUGCGUCUGUUGCGAGCGUGUGGAUUAAAUGUUGACAUUCCGAUCAGGGCAACUGCUACGUACGCAUUUGAAGUCUUCAUGACCCUUUUCAGGGUGCACACGCUUUUCUUGUACUUUGUACACAAGAGCAGUAGACAUAAUAGACAGCAGUGACAGGAUAACAUCGGAGUACAUCGAUGGUGUUGCCUUUAAAAAAUCAAAUUGUAG
Ectocarpus siliculosus is the source of this 2160-nucleotide messenger RNA. Lineage: Eukaryota; Phaeophyceae; Ectocarpales; Ectocarpaceae. The record is from the annotation of a GenBank genome assembly.